Malassezia japonica is the source of this 2559-nucleotide messenger RNA. RefSeq lists its product as uncharacterized. Gene Ontology annotation, molecular function: protein binding. Gene Ontology annotation, cellular component: cytoplasm; NatA complex. The record is from RefSeq and is a predicted model, not a curated record. The transcript has 2 exons. NCBI's taxonomy places the organism in Eukaryota, Fungi, Basidiomycota, Malasseziomycetes, Malasseziales, Malasseziaceae. Gene Ontology annotation, biological process: N-terminal peptidyl-methionine acetylation. The coding region runs from base 1 to 2559 and encodes 852 amino acids.
AUGCCGCCCAAGGUGGUCCCUUUGCCGACCAAAGAGCGGGCAUUGUUUGCCAAGCUCAUCCAGGAGUAUGAAACGAAGAAGUACAAGCCUGCGAUCAAGACCGCCGAUGCCAUCCUGAAGAAGGUGCCCGAGCACGGCGAGACGCUCGCGAUCAAGGGACUGGUCCUCGCUUCGAUGCACCAGAAGGAGGAGGGCCUGAAGCUCGCCAAGCAGGGUCUGUGCAAGAACCUGAUGAGCUUCAUCUGCUGGCAUGCGCUAGGUAUCAUCCACCGCAUGGACCGCAACUACGAGGAGUCGCUCAAGUGCUACGGCCAGGCGCUCCGCAUCGAGGGGGGUAACAUCAACCUCGUGCGUGAGUCGGCGUUCAUGCAGUUGCAGCUGCGCAACUAUGCCCCGCUUAUUGAAGCGCGCCUCAUUCUCUUGCGUGCGCAGCCCCAUCUCCGCGUGAAUUGGAUCGCGCUCGCCGUUGCGCACGACCUCGCCAACAACAAGGCGCAGGCCGUGCGCGUCCUCACUGCGUACGAGGACGUGACGAAGGAUGUCCCGCCGCACAACUAUGAGUUCUCUGAGGUGGUACUCUACCACGCCAGCAUCCUCGCACAGCUCCACGAGCCGGAGCAGGUGCUUGCAAUUCUCGAAAAGCACCAGGACAAGCUCUAUGACCUGCCGGCCAUUGACGACAUGAAGGCCGCGGCGCUCCACGAGUUGGGCCGCACGACCGAGGCCGAGUCGGUGCUGCGCCGCCUCCUCGAGCGGAAUCCGGAGAACAAGAGCACGAUCCGCCGCCUCCUGGACCUGCUCGCGAAGGACAAGUCGGCCGAGGAGCGCGAGUCGCUCGUCCUCUCCCAGCUCCUGCAGCUCCAGGAGACUUUCCCCAAGGCCACCGCCCUGCGCCGCGUCGCGCUGGAUGAGGCGCACGGCGCCCAGUUCGCCACGCAGGCCCGCGACUACAUCGAGCGUGCGCUCGUGAAAAAUGUGCCUUCGCUCUUCUCAGACGUGAAGCCGCUGUACAAGGACGCUGCCAAGCAGGCGGCAGUCGAGGAAAUCGUCGAACAGUUCCGCCAGGAGUGGGACCCGACGCAGGAAAGGGGCACUGCUGAGCCCCCGUCGUCGUACCUGUGGACCAUGUACUUCCUUGCGCACCACUACUCCUACACGGGCCGCGCCGAGCGUGCGCUGCAGUACAUUGACUCGAUCAUCGCGCACUCGCCGGCGAUGCCCGAGCUGUACAUGACGCGCGCGCGCAUCCUGAAGCGGGCGGGCGCCUACCAGGCGGCGAGCGACGCGAUGGAGGAUGCGCGGUUGCUCGACGGCCAGGACCGCUACCUGAAUACCAAGGCGGCCAAGUACCUCUUGCGCGCCGACCGCGUCGAGGAGUCGUCGCGCGUGCUGAAGCUCUUUACCAAGCCCGACGUGCCGGACCCGGUGGCGGACCUGGUGGACAUGCAGGCGGUCGGCUACCUGAUCGAGGACGCUAAGGCGCACAAGCGCACGGGCGACGACGCGCUUGCGCUCAAGCGCUUCCACCAGAUCGACAAAAUCCUGGCGGAGAUCUACGAUGAUCAGCUCGACUUCCACUCGUACUGCCUGCGCAAGAUGACGCUCCGUUCUUACGUCCAGACGGUGCACUUUGAGGACGAUCUGUACGCGCGCCCGGUCUAUGUACAGGCGGCGUCCGGCGCGAUUGAGCUCUACGCGCAGCUGCACGACGAGCAGGCCGCCGCCGGAAGCGAGGCUGCGCAGGCCGCCGCGCAGAAGCGUGCGGCCGUCACGCAAAAGAAGGCGGCAAUGCGCGCCGAGCUCGUCGCCGCGGCGUCGAAGCAGGUCGAGCGCAUCACCGAGGACGAUCUCAUGCCCGCCCCCGACGCGGACCCCUACGGCGAGAAGCUCUUUGCGACGAGCAAGCCGCUCGAGGAUGCACACCACUACGUGCGCAAGCUGCAGGUGUCGAACCCCAACGUGAUCGAGACCUGGCUGAGCACCUUUGAGGUUGCGCUGCGCGAGCAAAAGUGGCUGCUGGUCCUGCGUGCGCUGUCGCUUGCGUACGCGAUCGACGCUUCGCACCCUACGCUCCACGUGCAGCUGCUGCGUUUCCGUAAGGCGAUCGAGGCGACGCCGCUGCCCGAUGCUGCCGCCGCCGCGCUCAAGGAUCUCUCGGCAGACGUCCCCGCGCUUGCUGCGCCCCUCGAAGCGCUCCAGACGGAGUUUGUGCAGCGCCACGGCACGCAAUCUCCGGCGCACGUGCUUGGUGCCGCGGAAGGACUUUGGAUCCUGCGUGGUUCCUCCGGUGCAAGCGACGCUGCGGAGCUUGUCUCUGGCCUUGGACGUGCUGAAAUGAAGACGUCGCUCGCCGCUUACGAGCAGGCCUAUGCCUUCCUGCAGCGCAUCGAGGCGCGUGGUGCUACGCUCGACGCUUCGGUCGCUUCUCCCGCCUUUGCCAAGGCCGCACUUGCCGCGUGGCCGCGCGCCGAUGCCUUCAAGGCGCCGCACGAGCUCGAGGCGGAGUCGAACGAACGCGCCGCGGCGCGUGCUACGUGGCUUCCGCCGGCCGACCCAUAG